This is a messenger RNA of Cotesia glomerata, 3238 nucleotides long. Its product is annotated as polycomb group protein Pc. The record is from RefSeq and is a predicted model, not a curated record. Bases 540 to 2039 code for a protein of 499 amino acids. Lineage: Eukaryota; Metazoa; Arthropoda; Insecta; Hymenoptera; Braconidae. The transcript has 3 exons.
UGAAAUAACCGCUCUCUCUAAUCAUUGGCCCCGGUGGUGCGGCACGACCUGAGGCCAGUGCAAAAAACAUUCAAAUAAUGUUUUAGUAUUAUCGCAAGAUAAGGGCCGCACGUGUUAAAGUUUUAUUUAAUUCAAUUAAUUUAUCAUCAUUAUUGCUGUUAUUAAUUUUUAAAAAUUACUAUUUUAGACAGUGAAAUUUUAAAUUACAAGUCUAUUAAUAACACCACUGUUUACUGUGUGUUUGUUUUUACGUUGACAAUCAGUGAAACGUACACUCACUUGGAUUACGCGUGUGCUUGUGUAUUUUCAGUUGUGUGCCUAUAUAUGCAUAUGGUGUUUAAAUAACCAGUGGUUAAAUACAUCAAUGUGUGGAUUAAAUAAUUGGAUAUACAGUGCUACAUCAAUGUGACGUUUGUGAGUUAAAUUACUUUUUCGGCGGUAAAAUUUUCAUAAAAACAAUCGAGUUUACUCGGUACUAACAGUUGUAAAUUAAUAUAUAUUUAUAUUUAUUAAUUAAUAUAAUUAAAGAAGUCAUAAAAAUGGAUUUAGGAGACAGAGUUUACGCUGCUGAACGGAUCACUAAGAAGAGAGAAAAGCGGGGGAAAAUCGAGUACUUUGUCAAAUGGAAGGGUUGGAGCAAGAAAUACAAUACAUGGGAGCCAGAAGAGAAUAUAUUGGAUGUAAGGCUGAUAGAGCUUUACGAAGAGAGUCAACGAGGAGGCGACGUUGUUACAAGAAGACCCAGACGGCGUGACACAAGAUACAACGUAAGAUACUGCUCUUUGUUGGAUGAUGAGAUAGAUGAAAAAGAAACAAGUACCAACGUGACUACUUUACAUCAACAGGAGCAGGUUUUGGCUAGUUUGGUGGUCGAAGAGGAGCCUGGUGGUGACGAAAGAGCCGGCGAGGAUAGUCAAGAUGAAACUGGUAGUACUUCGGCAGUAUCAGCGGCACCAAGUCGUUUAAAUUCAGUAACAACCGCUGCUGCUGCUGCUACUGCUGAUGAUGACACAUUACCUAGUUCACUUGAUGGUCAUGAUUCUCCAUCACCACCAAAGUUGCUGCCAGCGGCCGGAGCAGCUACUUCCUUUGGCGUCGACUCUGACAGCUCUAACAGCAGCGUUGACAUUCCACUGUUGCCCAGAAGAGAGCCCGCUGGUACAAAGAGGAAAGCCGAGGUAUUGAGUAAGGAAUCAGGUAAAAUCGGCGUCACCAUCACCACCAGUCCAAGCAGCGGAGGCGGCAGUCCACCACCACCGGCUAAUAAAAUACCAAGGCUACUUCCUAUAAAAUCUAAUUCAGCACCUUAUCACAAUCACAAAUUAAAUGGUAGAAGACCCUCGUCUUCGAGUGUAAAGUCGACACCAGAAGAACCUCUACCGGCAGUACCAACGACUCCAGCACCAGCAGUGCAGGAUAAAAAGCGGCCAGAGGCUGACGUACCUCAUGGUCCACCUCCGUCACUACCUCGGGCACAACCUGCCCCGCUAUCACCAAGAAUAGACACUCCUCUGGAGCAAGUUGAACACAAACCCAAGAAAAGGCCUCUGGAGAAAACAGAUAAGUCUAAUGGUACUGUCACCAACGGUGCCAAUGGACAUAAAUCGCCCAGUCCCACAGAUGCGUAUACUAAUAACAACAGGUUAACGUCUGUCGUAAACGGUCAUCAUGGUCAUAUUAAUAAUAACAAUAACAGUAAUCAUAAUAAUAAUAAUAAUAAUAAUAAUAAUAAUCAUAGUAACAAUAACAACAAUAUCAAUACUAGUAAUAAUAAUAUUAAUAACAACAACAACAAUAAUUUAAGUAACAUAAAUAAUAAUAACAAUAUUAUGAGUAUGAAACAACCGGACAUAAUAAAAUCAGAUUUGUAUAUUCCAUUGAGUAGUCCGGGUACUGAUUACUGGCACGCGAGAAACCCCGUUGCUGAUCAGGUAUUUAUUACUGACGUUACGGUUAAUUUAAAAACCGUGACUAUCAGGGAAUGCAAGACUGAAAAAGGAUUUUUUCGUGAACGAGAUCCUAAGAGCGAUAUUUAUUAACUGAGAAAAAAAAAACAAAAUAAUUAAUAAAUAUAGUUAAAGAUACAGUCUUAUUGUAAAUAUAAAUUAUUUUCACACAGAUAUACUUGAUCAUUGAACAAAGUGACGGCUAUGAUAAAAUAAUAAUAUUACUAUUUAUUUUGUCAAUUGAUUUAAGUAUUGUAACAAAUAUGUGGCCAGAUAUUAACGAAACCGAAGUAUGUAAUUGUUUUACACAAUUGUUUCACUUGGUUUGAGUGAUUGGAGACCUGGUUUAAUCAGAAUUGUAAAUAUCUGUAAGCUUGUUAGUCUUUAGAGGCGGGUGAUUUGGUAAAUAUAGAUUGUAAUUUAUAAAAUUAUCAAUUGUAUUUACUAUUAAUAUUAAUGUUACUAUUAUUGUAAAAAUAUUUUUAAGUUUUUUUUUUUUUAACAGUUGAUACAAUUUUCUUUAAACGGGCAAAUUAUUAAUGUAAUUUUCUAAUUAUUAUUUGGGCUGUUAAGAAGGAUAACUAUUCAAUUGGUUUCAAUUAAUUAACCAGCUAAUAGAUUUAUUCAUAAAUUAGGAGUUGGAUUCGUUGAUUUUAUUCGUAUAAUCAAUAGUUUUUUUUUUUUUUUUCUUUUUUUGUUAAAAUUUAAACGGUAUCCGUCUAAAUAUAUGUUAAAUGAAAAAUAGUUAUCGUUUGUAUAUUUUUUAAAAAUAAUUCAAGUUAUUUUCUUCACUUAUUAAAGUUUGUUAGUGUUUUUUUGAAUUAGAAGAAUUUGAGAUAAAGGAGCGAUAAUUAAAAUAAUAAAAACGUAUUAAUUGUUCCUUUUAAUUACGUUAUGUUUAUUUUUAAACAAUUUUUAUAUUGCACAAUUCAGUUUUGUUUUGUUCAGUAAUUGAAGCGACAAAAGGCGUAGGAGCUUAAAAAAAAAUAAAACUAAUAAUUAUUGUAAUAAAAAUAAUUAUUUAUUUCUUUAUAUUGUUAUUAAUUUAACUGAUUUAUUGAUCGUUGUGAUCAGAAUAUAAGUCUUCAUAAAAUUUUUAUUAUUAAGUGAAUCUUAAAGUUUUAAUACAAUAACCAAAUUGUUAUCAACUAUAUAUUCAGAAUAUUAUUAUUAUUAUUACUAUGAUUAUGUUUAUAAUUAUUGCUAUUUUAUUUAUAAAAAAUGUAAUAUACACAUGCAGAACCAGUGAAUCCGUGAUAUAGAUGAUUAUAGAUAAAUAUUUUACAUGCUAA